ACUUAUGUAAUUUUUUGAUGCAGAAUUCAGACCUUAUUUAAUUGACUUUAUAAGAUUGUAGUCUGUUUAGAGAUUUAGUCUUUUCAAUCCUCUAAUACUUAUCCCGAUUUAUUUAUAUUUGAAAUUAGAUACCCAUUAAGAUUCAGAAAAAGUUGACCAAUCUGUGGAGCAUCUUUCCAGCUAUAAAUUAGGCACAGUUCAGAAUGGAGUAUAAUAUCUCAUAUUUUUUAAAGCAGUUUCAGCUCAUUUUGAAGUUCAAAUAUUGAAUUCUGCCUGAAGCAUACUCGAAAGUGCUAAGAACCUGUUAUAAAAGAGUUCAACUUAUAAAGCCUUCAAGAAACCCUGAUUUUAACAAGAAUUAACACAAUUAAUAUCAAAUAUUGGUCAAAACGAGUUCUUGGUGACUAAUCACUUGAAAUUUAGGCUCUAGGCUGAAGCCUAGUCUUGCUCACAAGUAACUUGUCCUCGAUCAGUUAGCAGUUAAUCUGAAACUUUCUUGAAUAUAAAGCAGAACAACAAUGGAUUUGAAUGAACUCAUUUUCAAACAUUAUAUGGUAGUUUUUCCAAUUUUUUGGUCUUAAGGCAAAUUAUAGAACAAUGUACUCUAAAAUUUUGGCUAUAAGACUAUGAAAAAUUUGUCCAAUAAUUGUUUUUUUGCUCUAUUCCUUAUCUACUUCUGAUUAAGAGUAUUUUCACUUCAAUUGUUGGAUAUGAAUAUUAACAACGCAGCUCACAGUUGAAUGUAGUAUAAAAGUUUGAAGACGGAACAAAGAUUGUGGAAAAAGGAUAUACAUACAUACAUAUAUGUUAUCUCAACAUAGUGAAUCACACAAGGUGGUUGUGCAAAUUUAGGUUUACUGAAGGGGAAACAGACUUAUGUGUAAGUUAGAUAAGAGUUACAGUGAGCAUUAGAGUAUUACUGAGCCGUAACUUGACUGUUCGGCUAUAAUGUCCAGUUAGUGGUGUGCUUUGUGUAGAACACAAUUAUUUACUGUUUUUUCUUACGUGUUUAGUUUAUUUGGUGCAGAAGCUAGAUUAGCAGCUCGACGUCAAGCCAGAGCAGAAGCUAGAGAAAUCCGAAUGCGGGAAUUAGAGAGACAGCAAAAGGAAGCUGAGGAAAACGCUGAUAGAGUUUAUGAUAUGUGUACUGACAUAAUUACAGCUGAUGCUAACCGAACCAUGAGGGUGACACCUGAUCCUGUGAGAACAUCUCGCCUCCUCAAUAAUUCUAACAACUUUCAAUCCAGUCGAAGGUCUUCGCAAGAUUCGUUGGAAGAUGCUGGACUUAAUAGAGAUCUUAGGUUAGAAAUUAAGGAAUUUGAAGAAAAGUUCCGCAAGGCUAUGAUUACAAACGCGCAAUUGGAUAAUGAGAAAUCAACUUACUCGUAUCAAGUAGAUCUACUAAAAGACAAAUUGGAAGAGUUAGAGGAAACAACGGCACAACUCCGCCGAGAGCUUAGAGAAAAGAAUCGGGAAGCUGAACAAUUGAAACGUGUAAGUCAACGGUUGAAAGAAGAUUUUGACGUAUGCAGGGUGCAAUUAUUGGAACGAGAUACACUCAUACAGGAAAAUGGUCUUGUGAUAGUCGAGGAUGAAGGUGAUGAAAACGAUUCAGAUUUGCCAGAUAAUGAACCCCGACCAAGGAAAAGGGUAUUAGUCAGUACAGAAAGUGCAGACUUGUUACAAAAUGCUGGUGAAGGUUCUUUAGAUGUCCGGCUCAGAAGGUUCGCGUCGGAAAAGAAAGAAUUACAGGAUGAGAUCCGGCAUUUAAGACUGGAGUUGGAAGAUGCAAAAAAUCGUGUGAGAUCAGAAAGGUCGCCAGGCUCAAUGCUAGGAAACUUAUCAGAUUCUGAAGAUAUUCAACGGGAGGCUAAUAAGCACUUAGCCGACUACAAAUUCAAGUUGCAAAAAGCGGAACAGGAUAUGUCUACAUUGCAAGCAACCGUUGCAAGGCUGGAAAGCCAAGUGAUUCGAUAUAAAUCUGCGGCAGAAGCUUCUGAAAAAGCGGAGGAUGAAUUGAAAGUUGAGAAGCGCAAACUACAGCGAGAGGUACGAGAAUCCCAAGGGCGAGUAGAAGAACUUGAAACAGCGAAUUCCCACUUACAACGGAGACUAGAUAAACUUAAAAAUGCCAAGUCUGCACUUCUGAAAGAACUUUGACAAGUUAAUUUGCUCGAUCCAGCUCGUUAACAUUACCACUAGUUUGGUUUCAAUAAUUAUAAUUUCCGUUGCAUAGAGUCGUAGGUCCUUGAAUGAUCCGAAAUGCAGCGAGAUGUGUUAUAGGAUAUGAACGUAAAAAUUAACAUCAACUGAAUAUUCAGCUGAGAUAAUCUGAAGGUUGCGGAAAUGAAAACAGAAAAUAGACAGCAAUUAAAUCAAUUUGUAAGCGCUCUUGCGUAUGAAUGCGAUUUCAGAACGAUGCUAUUUAGCCGAUAUUACUACAAAGAAUAUUAGUCAUUGAAAUCUAUUUCUAAUUUAUAUUAAUCAAAGGCCAUAUUUGAUUAACAUUCAGGUCUGGUUCAUGAGAGUAUCACGCUUUGUUUUUCCCCUAACAGAGGUUGGCAGAUUGGUCUUUUAUUAUCCGCACCAACCUUGCGAAUGCCAUACUACGCUACUGCUAAUACAAAACACAAGAAUUUGUUUAAUUUAAUAUUUUGUAAUUAUUAACUUAUAUAAGAUUAUUGUAUUUUAACGAUUAGUGGUUUUUUUUUUUGUUACCUUCAUCACUCUAAAAUGGUAUUACAUCGAAGAACAAUGAUUAUGUUUAACUUGAAAGCAAAUAUGAAACUAUCUAAAGUGAUCAUAUUCAUUACUUGAUUGACUCUGCAUGUGAUAUCAACGCUACCCGAAAUUUUUUAAUUUCACAAGUUAUUCGUAACCUGUGAAUGUCCCUGUACAGCCUGAUAAUGCAUUGAAGAAGAUUGAAUAGAAUAAGCAUAGUCCGGUC
Athalia rosae (coleseed sawfly) is the source of this 2947-nucleotide messenger RNA. Its product is annotated as leucine-rich repeat flightless-interacting protein 2. The coding region runs from base 1081 to 2160 and encodes 359 amino acids. Gene Ontology annotation, biological process: regulation of DNA-templated transcription. NCBI's taxonomy places the organism in Eukaryota, Metazoa, Arthropoda, Insecta, Hymenoptera, Athaliidae. The record is from RefSeq and is a predicted model, not a curated record. The transcript has 8 exons.